Messenger RNA from Penicillium vulpinum, 1041 nucleotides. RefSeq names its product DSC4 family protein. Gene Ontology annotation, cellular component: Dsc E3 ubiquitin ligase complex. The record is from RefSeq and is a predicted model, not a curated record. The coding region runs from base 1 to 1041 and encodes 346 amino acids. Gene Ontology annotation, biological process: protein processing; SREBP signaling pathway. NCBI's taxonomy places the organism in Eukaryota, Fungi, Ascomycota, Eurotiomycetes, Eurotiales, Aspergillaceae. The transcript has 2 exons.
AUGACAGACGUUGAUGCCUAUCGGGAUGCGGAAUACAUCGGCGACGUGUCCGGCAUAUCCUAUGACGAUGCGGAGCCCCCAAGGCCAACAGGCACGCUCAGUAGCCAAAACGCACGUGUGAAGAAAGUCAAGUCGACUGCCAAAGUCGCCUUCAUUGAUCGAUUGCUGCGCGACCUCGAUAUAUUAAUUUAUUGUCAACUCUCCGCCCUGUAUUACAUGGACUGCUCGAUUAUCCUAUUUGCCUUCCGUGCCAUCGUCGAACUGAUCUUCUUUACGCCAAAAGUACCCCCCUUUGAGCCCACACGCAAUCAGCCGUUUGUUGGCGUCAUCAUCUGCAGUAACCUCAUCUGCAUGCUCUUUCAUGCCUUCCUGAUCCGUCCCGAGGCUAGCGAGGAAACACGCGGCUACCUACACGGGGGGCUGUUCAUUGAUUUCAUCGGGCAGGCUCCCGUCUCUGUUUACCGGCUUCUCUCGUUCGACCUUGUAAUCUUUCUAAUCGAGUUUAUCAUGCUGGGCUUGAUCAUCGAGCGGGUGAAGACUAAUGGGACCCCCGCCUUAACCCCUACAACACCGAAUACAGAUUCAGCGACAAAUACAACCACGAAUACAACCACAAAUACAAGCCCAGAUGCGGAGUCCCAAUCACAAGACCAUGACGCCGAAGAGCGUGGCACUCUACGCCAAGAGGAUAGCGAUGAAACAACAUCCCCCGCUCAUUAUAGUUCCGAUUCACAUCACAGUAGCGGACUCGACGAGGAGGUUGAAGAAGAGCGCACAACUCUCUUGGCCGACCCGGCCGACACUGAAUCUGGCAGUGGCGCUCGGGGCGAGCACCCGAUGGAUGAGUUCGCCGCUGGCGAGGCUGUCAUUGUCAAUAUGAGCUUCCUAGGUACAAUUCGUGAUCAGUGGCGCCAUUCAAAUGCGCAGGCGCCGCCGACGUCGGGCUUUGUACCAUCUCCCGAAACGGCAACCUUCCUCCGCCAGCGCUUUGGUCUCCAGGUUGGGACUAAUGGUCGCAUUGAGCGUGCAAAUCCAAUAUGA